This is a messenger RNA of Phascolarctos cinereus (koala), 1924 nucleotides long. Its product is annotated as homeobox protein otx5-B. Gene Ontology annotation, biological process: regulation of transcription by RNA polymerase II; multicellular organism development. Lineage: Eukaryota; Metazoa; Chordata; Mammalia; Diprotodontia; Phascolarctidae. The record is from RefSeq and is a predicted model, not a curated record. Gene Ontology annotation, molecular function: RNA polymerase II cis-regulatory region sequence-specific DNA binding; DNA-binding transcription factor activity, RNA polymerase II-specific. Gene Ontology annotation, cellular component: nucleus.
GCACUUAUUGUUAUGGGUUUCAUACAGGCUUUUUUCCCCAAGAAGAAUGAGAAACCAAGGAGACCAGAGCCUGGACCCCUGGGUCCCCGGUCCUGGGAGCAUGAUGUCCUCUUACCUCAAGGCACCCCCACCCCAUUACUCGGUCAAUGCACUGGCCUUGGCGGCACCUGCCUUGGAGAUUCUGCAUGGUACCACCACAGCCGGCUACUCAGGCACACCAAGGAAGCAGCGCCGAGAGCGGACCACGUUCACUAGGGCUCAGCUCGACAUCCUGGAAGGCCUUUUUGCCAAGACCCGAUAUCCAGAUAUCUUCAUGCGAGAGGAUGUAGCCAGCAAAAUCAACCUACCAGAAUCCAGAGUCCAGGUAUGGUUUAAGAACCGCCGUGCAAAGUGUCGACAGCAGCAACAGCAGCAGCAGCAGCCAGCAGGUGGGGGGACAACCAAGGCCAGACCCGCCAAGAAGAAGGGCAUCUCCCCACCCCGAGGUGGAGCAGAGCCCGGGCCAGACCCACCAGGCCCCUACAGCCCAGUGCCAGCCCCCUCAGCCACUCCUCCUUCUGCAUCAGUAUCCAUCUGGAGCCCUGCCCUCUCUCCACUCCCGGACCCCCUGGCCGCAAUGGGGGCUGCAGGGGGCUCAUCCGUCUGCACUCAACGUGGGCCUGGGGCUUCUGUGGCUGCCUCCUCUUCCUAUGCUCUGACCUAUGCUCCAGCCCCAGCAGCCUUCAGUGCCUCUUCGUCGCCCUAUGGGAGUUCCAGCUCCUUUUUUGGGGGUCUAGACUGCAGCCCUUACCUCUCACCCAUGGGGUCCCAGUUGGGCGGACCUGGUUCUUCUCUCAGCCCCCUCCCUGCUCCUGGCAUGGGGCCCCACUUGGGCCAGUCUCCAGCCUCCCUGUCUGGUCAGAGUUUUGGGGCUGGGGGGCUGGGCUUCAGCCCUGUUGACUGCCUGGAUUACAAAGACCCCAGCAGUACCUGGAAACUCAACUUUAGCACAACAGCUGAUUGUCUGGAUUACAAGGAUCAGGGCUCAUGGAAAUUCCAGGUGUUGUAGAUGAGGAGAGCUAGGUCCUUCCCAUCUCCAAGCUGAACCUUCUUUCUGAGCCAGGAGACAGGUGGAAAGAAAGUCUCUCAAUUUGGAUGCAGGAUCCUGGUUGCCCAUUUGACACCUCUGUAACCUUAAGCGAUUCUCUUUCCUUUCUGGGCCUCCAAUUCCCCUGUAAUUUUGGGGGUGCAGCUAGAUGAUCCCCAAGGUCAUUACUAGCAACUUACAAUGGAAGGAAAAGGUCCGUCUGGUUUUGGCUGGAGACAAGGAAGGAUCAUCCCGGCUCAUUGUGACCUUGGAUAUCCUACCAUGCUACGAUUUAGAAGAAUAAAAGUUCAAAAAUAAUGGGGUCUACCCCCUAAGCCUUCCCUCUGCCCAAGUAGGAAAGGACUUGAUUUUCACAGAACAUCGGGCAAUUUGCCUCUCCUUGGAAUAUCGGGUUUGGGAGCCAGCACCCUGUCUGAAUCCAGACUCUACCAUUUACAGCACGUGUGACCUUGGGCAGUCACUUCCUGCUCUCUCAAAGACUCUGGUUUCAAAGAAAUCUUCCCAACCUGAAAAAAAAAGCCCACAAAAUCUCACUACAAACUUCAAAGGGCCAAGCUCCGCUGUAGGCAGGCCCAUCAGGAAAACCUCACCCACCCUGACCUCCAACAGGAACUAACUGCACAUACUCCAAGAACUGGCAUGUGCAUGGGGUGGUGGUGGUGGGGCAGAUUUCAGGCCAGUUCGGUCAAACAGCUCUCCCAACAUCAGCUGGGUCACACAGACCCUUGAGACAAACAGUCAGGAAACAUCAAGAAGUCCAGCACUGGUUGCUUACCUUUUUUUGGAGGCAGUCAUCUGUUAAGCACUUAACCAUGUACCAGCUAGGUGGCCCAGUGG